AUGUUACGACCGUAAACAAACUAAUAAGAAAAAAACAUAUUCAAUUUAAAUAGUGUUUAUUUAUAAUAAAUUGUUAGUUAAGGUUGGAAAAGAUAUGAAACAGAUUUUGAAGAAAUAGAAACUUUACUCAAAGGUCCUUAUUAUUAGGUUGUGAAAGUGAUUAAUAAAAUUGACUAAUAGAUCUAUGCUAUAAAAUAGAUUCAAAUUUGUUUAAAAAAGCAAUAACAAAUGGAAAUUAACAUUCAAAGAGUCUUGAAGGAAGUUAGAUAUUUGGCUCAAUUGAAUCAUCCAAACAUUAUGAGGUAUUAUAACUCAUGGGUUUAAAUGAAUGAAGACGAAUAAGAGUUACAAUAGACAAUUACAAACAAUUCAAUAAAGAUGAUUGAUCUCUUAAGUCCUUUGAAAUCGCCAACUUAUAAGAGAGGGUUGUACGAUGAUCAAUUUAUAUUUCCAAAAUAAAUUGACAAUAAGUCAAGCAAAGAGAGGAUCAGCUAUUCCGAAGUAGAAUCAAGUGAUUCUGAUUCUAAUGAGACACAAAGUGAUAGAUUUUUUAGUGAACAGAAAUAAAAAAAUAAGAGUUUGAAGAUUAGUACUUAACUGAUAAGUAAAUCCUGUGGUUAGAAAUAAUUACAUGUGGAUAAAUUUACUAUAUUUAUACAAACAGAAUUCUGUGAUCAAUCUUUAUGUAAUUAUUUAAAAGUAAGAAACACGCACCUAUAACAGAAUGCAGAAUAAUAGGAAUACUAGUUAGAAUAAUCAUAUGAAAAUGCAUUAAUAAUCUCAUUAAACUUGAUAUCUGCUCUUGAGUAUAUUCAUUAACAAUGUAAAUUAGUUCAUCGAGAUUUGAGACCAGACAAUAUCUUUAUCAAUAAUGAAAAUGAUGUAAGAAUAGGGGAUUUUGGAUUAAUGAAAAAAAUUAAGUAAUUGUUGGUCCAAAAAUAAUCCUCUAAAUAACAGUAUGGUUUUAUUGAGGAGAACACUCAAAUUAAUAAAUCUGAUGAUUUAAAAAUAUAUGUUGCUCCAGAACUAUUGGGAGAAAACAUAAACAAGUAAUAUGACAAUAGAAUCGACAUAUAUUCUUUUGGUUUGAUUCUAUUGUUACUCUUUUAUCCUACCUUCUCUUAAGAAAGUCAAAUGCAAUUAUUAUUGGAUGCAAAGGAUUCACAAACUCUCCCAUUUAAAUUCAUACAAAAAAACCCUAUAGUGAGUGAUAUAGUGUUGAAAUGUUUGGAUAAAGAUCCCAAUCGAAGAUACAGUUUAGAGUAUAUAAAAAGGAAAUUGCAGGAAGUUCAUUAUCAAUUUGAGAGGUAACAAAGAAUGAAUUGCAUAGAAUUGGGAAUUUAUAAAAUCAAAUUUGAAGAUGAAGAGAUAGAAUAAUCUAAAUAUUUGAAAUUGAUAGAUGGUUAAUUAUAUUUGUUUAAAUCUAAAGUUCAUAAGAAGGCUUAGGCAAUUUAUAAUGUGAUCGAGUGUUAGAUCAGAAUGGUUGAGAAUACUAUAGUGGUUUGUCAUGAACAAUUGACUACAAUUAGCAUAGUUCUUAAGGAUGAGGAGGAAACAGAAUCAUUGAAAUAAAAAUUAUUAUUAUUAAAAUGAAUAUGCUAUUAAUUCGUUUUUAA
Paramecium tetraurelia is the source of this 1616-nucleotide messenger RNA. RefSeq lists its product as uncharacterized. NCBI's taxonomy places the organism in Eukaryota, Ciliophora, Oligohymenophorea, Peniculida, Parameciidae. The record is from RefSeq and is a predicted model, not a curated record. Gene Ontology annotation, molecular function: ATP binding; protein tyrosine kinase activity. The transcript has 5 exons. Gene Ontology annotation, biological process: protein phosphorylation.